CGGUCGCGGUCCAGAGUAUCGUAGCCAAUCGAUCGCCAUGAGUCAAUCCCCGUUAGAGCAAACUCCGCCAAAGUCUGAGGUUGGCGGGGACAAGGAGCGGCUGCCGAGUGCUCCGUUUAGCAGCACUGGCCUAGAAACCCUGCGACUUCCGAUGAUCGCUGAGCAGCCGGAGACGCCGCUGCGCCGAUCGAUUCGGGCUCGCGUGCCCAGCAAACGAUUUUUGGAUACAUCCCGCAGCGAUAGCGAUACGGACGGGGAACAUCAAAUAAAACGCACGGUAGAGGAGACCGAGAUACAGGAGCUAGGCAGCAAGCUGUCCUCCGCUACGCUGUUCGAGGAGUGCCACGAUGUGGCAGGUCGAACCAUGUACGGGUUUCGCACGCCGAAAAAGCGCGAUUCGAUGCGCAAGCUGGCCGCGCAGACAAGCGCCCAACGCCGCUCGAAAGUACAGCGUACACCAACCACGCCCCGUACUCCAGCCGCACUCCGUACACCAAGCAGCGCACGUCAGCGUAGAAUGAAGCACCGAAAUCCGCAGACACCGGCCCAAGUGCGCCAGCUCCGGAAGCAAGCUAUUGGCAAAGUUUUGCAAAAGGUGGAUGAAGAAUCCGACCCUUUUUACAGCCCGGCGUCUUCCUCGACCGACACGGAGCCGCCCGAUACUCACAGCGGUAGCGAUGACGAUGAAGAAGAGGUCGCCGCAACGGCCGAAUCAAAGUCGAUCAGGAAACAACAGGCUCGGUCCCCGACAGGGGCGAAACCCAAGGUUAAGAUUCCGGUUGUGGGCCCGACCGAUACGCCGAUCGUGAAAUCUUCGGAGUACUGUUAUGACAACUCUUAUGAACAGUACUUUUCGAUCCAUGCUACUACGAAAGUAGUCACGUCCAACCAUACACUGGACUUACUAGCCACAUCGCGCAUACCGCAUGCUCUAAUGCAGCAGUUGCUGCAGGAGACCAGCCCGCCCGCGCCCCACCGGGACCGACUGCAAGAAAUGAAUGACAACUAUAUGCUCUUCUUCCGGAAAUGGCUGUUCAUGCUUAACGAGGGAUUUAAUGUGCUGUUGUUCGGUAUCGGAUCCAAGGGGGAGCUAAUGCAGCUCUUCAUCGAUGAAAAGUUAAACGGCUAUCCUGCCAUCCUUGUGCAGGGAUAUUUUCCCGACUUUAGCAUCAAGGACGUACUGGAUCGGAUUUGCGGGAAGGUGUUCGAUAUGCGGCUUUCAACGACGAACACACACGAGGCGUUGGAUAAGAUCGAGCGUAAGUUCGCCGACCAUCCUGAGAAGCAUCUGUUUUUAGUAGUCAAUAACUUGGACGGUUCAUCGCUGCGGAACGAGUCCACCCAGUCUGCUAUAUGCCGACUGGCGGCCAUCGACAACGUACAUUUUAUCGCAUCGAUCGAAAAUCACAUCGCAUCGGCCAUGUGGGACACGUAUAAACAAGCGGCAUAUAACUUCAGCUGGUUUGACGCUACCACGCUCCAACCGUACAAUGCCGAGACGUCGUUCGAGAACUCUCUGAUGGUCCAAAACGCCGAUGCGCCCGCGUUCGAUGCAAUGAAGCGAGUUGUAUGUUCGCUAACAGCGAACGCGCGCGGAAUAUUCAACGCGAUUGUUAACUUUCAACUAACCAACCAGAAGGUGCAACAGCAGCACUACGCCGGCAUGCCAAUGCAGGAGUUGUAUCGUCAGUGCCGCGAAUCAUUCCUGGUUUCUUCGGAUGCUGCCCUGCGCUGUCACCUCACCGAGUUCGUUGAUCACAAAUUGCUGCGGUUCAAGCGCAACUCUGAGAGUAGCGAGGCGGUCCUCAUUCCGCUGUCGCACAUGCUCCUCCAGCGGUUUGUUGAUGAGCAGGAUGUCGUCUAAUUCACGAAGGCUCGUACAAGUACUUCGAUGUUCGUUCACAUGGUGCCAUAUAUGUAUUCACUGUAGCGUGAAAGGACAGUACAAUGAGAAUUAAUCUCUAUAAAGUAUAGCAUAGGGUUUGUAUUAGAUAAAGAGGAGCUCUUGAUUCUCGCGAAUUCUCAGCAAAGUUCGCUGUUUAGCUCGUGUAGCUUCCAAAUCAAUUUAAUUCGAUGAAUUUUUUUCAUGGUUUUUUGUACUACUCCAAUAUUUUUUCAGCCACUGGCCUACUCCAUUAAAUUUUCAAUAGCUUCUUAAUAUUACUCCAAUAUUUUUUCAGCCACUGGCCUACUGCAUUACAUUCUCAAUAGCUUCUUAAUAUUCCUUUUCUGUAACGUUAAACUGACUAUCAGUUGGUGUGAUUCAAACAGCGCUGUCACACUAGAGUUUACCGGCUAGCAAGUUACGUUUCAAACGGAACAUAACAUUUUGCAAUUACUAACGGCCGAGCGCUCUUCUUGUUUUGUUGAAGUAUGCAAUGUUGUUGAAGUGAUCUCAAUUUGAAAUAAAUUUA
Messenger RNA from Anopheles darlingi, 2414 nucleotides. Its product is annotated as origin recognition complex subunit 2-like. The coding region runs from base 38 to 1864 and encodes 608 amino acids. The transcript has 3 exons. Gene Ontology annotation, biological process: DNA replication. Gene Ontology annotation, cellular component: nuclear origin of replication recognition complex; nucleus. Gene Ontology annotation, molecular function: DNA replication origin binding. NCBI's taxonomy places the organism in Eukaryota, Metazoa, Arthropoda, Insecta, Diptera, Culicidae. The record is from RefSeq and is a predicted model, not a curated record.